UCUAAAAAGAGUCAAGACAUUAAUAAAACAUGUCGUUUGACUUAAAAGAGUGGAAUAUUCCAAGGGAUAAUCUCCUGCGGAGUUGCUUUCUGAUUGCUGCCUUUGAAUUAUUGCGUUCGCUGUAUUUCUCAUUUAGUUCAGUUUCUGUCAUGAUUUCGCAUACGAAUUCGUAUUCAAUUUUGGCUUUUCUGAGUACACUAGCCUGGAUUUUGACUGUUGUUGGACUUUUUGUGGGUCUAUGGAAUGGUCGUCCUACUUUCCUCGUAUUUUGGUUGCUUUUUUCUGGCUUUGCGACUGCUAUGGAUAUAAUUUAUUUAAUAUGGAAUGUAACUUCCUCUCCUGUUUUCGACGUAGAUCAUUUUAAGCACUGGACUAUUUUAUAUUUCGCAAUAUUUUAUGAGUGCACUUGCUUGUACUUGGUGUUUAGGUAUUUUAGAAGAUUAUAUUCAUAUUGUGCUUUGGAAGGCGGCAACUAUGAUUGGUUCUCUAAAGAAGACUGUAGCAAGUAUGAAGCCACUGAAACAAUAUCUAUAACUACAAAUGAGAAGUCAAAUGAUGGAUAAAAUCAAGGAGAAUCAUAAAAGAACGGAAAAUAAUUGUUAUUUUGAUUGUGUUAUAUUUGGUCACUGUUCCCUUAUGAAUUAAUAAAAAUAUAAAAUAUUUA
Drosophila biarmipes is the source of this 664-nucleotide messenger RNA. RefSeq lists its product as uncharacterized. The record is from RefSeq and is a predicted model, not a curated record. The transcript is spliced from 5 exons. NCBI's taxonomy places the organism in Eukaryota, Metazoa, Arthropoda, Insecta, Diptera, Drosophilidae. Bases 30 to 563 code for a protein of 177 amino acids.